CAACCUAACCAGGAAAAAAACGAGUUGCCGGGUUACGAGAAAAAGACUUCGCGGAUGUGGAAGGAACGAGAGGGAUAGAAAGAGAGUCGAACAACGUUCGAGUGCUCGUACUUUAUCGUCCUUUCCGCCGAUUAAAGACAGCGCGAGGAUUUCGCCACUCGACACCCUUUAUCGUUCUAGCACUGUCUUUCAUUUCUUUCUCUGCUUUGUUUUUUUUCCCCUCCGUUCGUGUGUAAAGAGCGUGUAAAAGAGGUUCGUGAAUAAAAAAUACUGUUUGCUGUUACGAGCCACGCGACUGCUAAAUUUCACAUACAUUCUACACCAAUCGAGUCUCGGACACGUGUGUUCCUCGCCCUCAGUCACCGGUCCUUUGAAAGCGAUUCUCCGGAAAAUCGCCACUCUGUUGUUGGAAGUGAACGUUUUUGUAGCCGCAAGUGAAUUGUUUACCGGAAAAUUGACACUAAAUUUAACAGUUGAAAAUACGAAAGUGGUUACGUUCUCUUGAAUUUUUGUACCUCGUUCCGUGAUUUAUUUCUCUGAGAGUGAAAAAAAAAAAAAAAAACAGGUGCCGUGUAGUCGAAAUUGGAAUUUAUUUUUCGGCCGUUUAAACCCGACAGUUGACAACGAUUGGGCACAGUAAUAAAUGGGAAAAAGUGUUCGAUUGACGGCAGCGCCACGUAAAGCGGAUCUAAUUCGAAACUAUAUGUAAAUUUCUGUACAAGAAACCGAGUCGUCAACUUCUUUUCAUGUGUUACGUUGGAGUGUUCACAACAAAUUUCGUGUGCAGUGUUGUUAGACAAACAGCUUGUUGAAAACGGUUUUCUAACUGUCAAAGUGAAACGGUGUCUCGUGAUCGACGAUUUAAUAAAAUUCGAAUCACGAGCUAUCGAAAUAACAAUAAAAAAUCAAGUGAUCUCGUAAUUCAUCGUUUCAAGACCUCAUUUUCUUCGUCGCGUCGCGCGGCGAUGGGGGAAGUGAUGCGGGGGACGCUCGGUCAACGGACGAUUUUUCCGAACGUUCAAAAAUACGAGAUCGGUAUUAAUCGGGUGGUUUCGGUUUGAACAAAACGAAGACGGAACGACGCCAUAUUUGUAUUUUCUUUUGUUUGGCAAUGUGGACCAAGAGAAGCGUUGUGUUGUCACACCGAUAUAAAAAUAAAUCAUUCCUUUUUCAAUUGCUUGAACCAAAAAAUCGAAUUAUUUUCCGUACGUAACGCAAUUUUUUUCGGUAAAAUCUACAAAGUCAAAGAGGCUCAAGUGAAUAAGCCGGUAAAAAUACUGAAACGAGAUUAAAACGAAACACGAGUCUGGGGAAAAGUGGUGGGGACGGGGCGUUGCGGAUGGAAUCGAGGAACAGGGAAUAUUCGUUUUCAACCAAAAUAUACCGCGAAUCAAUCGCUUUUAGGAGGGAUACGUUUUUGUUGCUGGGCGUUAUCGCGUUUUGCUUUCGCCUCAAAAUAUCGCGUUCGCUAUUUUCUUUGAACCGCGAGCGGACAAGUAGAAUGAGAGUAAACAAUAACACGACCAUGUUUUGUUUCGAGAAAAAUGCUGACGGAGUCUCAUAAUCAAUCAUCCGUUUCACCUAAUAUAUUAACCACAUUCGGUGAAUUCAAUAUUUCAAUGGUAAUAAAUAAUUAGCGCUACAAUCAACAGUUUAAAUAAUCACAGUAAUAUUCAUUAACGCUUACAUUAGGCAAAAUAAUAAUCAAUAUAAUAAUCAUCUCAAAAAAUUAACAAUAAUAUCUGUAACGAUAAGUGCGUUGCUUCGAAAGUGCAGUGAGUUUUUUGUUUCCGUGCAAUAUAUUCGUGCGUGGCAAGAUAUUGGAGAAUAAGUGAGUAAAGUAAUUGAGUUGAAGGAAAUACGGGGGAAAACGAGGACGGUGAAUCGAGGAUGAGCGACGCCGGCAUCGUUGGCGCAAUUGCGAUUAGUUUAUUUGGCGGUGAAAAGAAAUUGCUGCGAUCAACUUCUUCGGCCUCCGUUGGACCGGACUGCAUGGAUGCUGGUUAUUCGAUGCUCGGGAGCGAUCUCGAUGUUUGCAGAAUGUUCGACCAGUACGCGUAUAAGCGACCUGCAGCUGGGCCGUGGAUGCGACAUCCGAGAAGCGACAACUUGGAUUUGUCACUGAGCGUGCCACAGCAUCAUCACCAAACCGCUUAUCACCAUCACGACGGUUACAACAUGGCUGAUCAGACAUUUCACACGCCGAGCUUUGGCGACGAAGACUUCGACAUUCCGGCCAUACAUCCUCACCAGCAUCAACAACACCAACAGCAUCACCAACAGCAACAACAUGAUCUUCACACUUACCAGUCUCAGAUGAUGCAGAAUGCAGGCAUGCAACAUUCUCCCGAUGGGCUUAAUUUAGAUUCUGGCGGAUAUCAACAGCCCAUUUAUUUGCAACAAGAACAUCCGAUGCAGCCGAUCAACGUCAGUCCUGCGUACACAAGCCCCCAAGGAUCGUACUCGUCGAUCAACUCGACAGGCCAACAACACGGCGGUCAACAGUUGCUGCUCCUCCAACAACACUCGCAGCAUCAACAGCAGGCCCAGCAACAGCAACAACAGCAACAGCAACAACAGCAGGCUCAACAACACCAGCAACAAGUUCACAUGCAACAGCAACAACACAUGCAGUACAUGCACUCCCAGCAACAACAACAGCUCCACUCCCAACAACAGCAGCAACAGCAACAGCACGUACAAUACCGAAGUCCAACGGGUGGCAGUCCACCGGCUAUGCAACCGAAUGCCAUUCCUGAAAAUAAUAAUACGACAACCAGCGAGGACAGCGAUGACAGCACCCCGCACUCGGGAAUGUUGGCAGGCAUUAAGCGGCCAUCCCCGGAGCCAGCAGACACCGUUAACAAGAAUCAAAAGAAACCGAAGGCACAGAAGAAAAAGAAGAAGAGAGAUCCGAACGAACCGCAAAAACCAGUCUCGGCUUACGCGCUCUUCUUCAGGGACACUCAAGCAGCCAUCAAGGGACAAAAUCCUAAUGCGAGCUUUGGCGAAGUAUCGAAAAUCGUAGCCUCGAUGUGGGACGCUCUCGACACUGAACACAAAAACGUUUAUAAGAAGAAAACCGAAGCUGCGAAGAAGGAAUACUUGAAGGCUCUUGCGGCGUACAGGGCUUCGGUAGUCAGUAAGGGAACACCCGAGAGUGAACAUCAACCGCCAGCUCCGGUACAGCAACAACAGCAGCAACAACAACAGGCUCAAACGCAACAACAGCAGCAGCAACAACCCCAACAAGUUCAAUACGGAGCAUACAGCGCAUAUCCAGGCAAUCCUGGUCCGAGCAACGUCGCCUAUCAAGUCUACAGUCCACAACCCCAACCACCUUCACCCCAACAACAUCAGCAGCAUCACCAACAACAUCCUCAGCAACAACAAAUGACCAUCAAAAAGUCGCCUCAUCAUCUCGCCGGAAUGCAGGCUAAUGUUCAACAAAACCAACAACAGGGUAUGAUGGGUAAUCCAAUGGCGCCACCUCACAUGACGCAGCAACAGCACAUGCAGCAACAAGUAUCUCAGCAGCAAUAUAUGCAGCAGGUACCUCAACAACAAGUGCAACAAGUUCAAGUACAGCAACAAAUAAUGCACAUGAGUCCGCCACGUGGUGAUUCACUGUCGAGUCCACCUCCGGUAAGCGGUUCACAAGGUGGCUUGGGCGGUCAAAUGCCCCAGUCAAAUUCUUGCAUUCGUCAUGGUUGUCCAAAUCCUGCUGUAUCAAACAGCGAGUGGGAAGACGAGUAUUGCAGCAAUGAAUGCGUGGUUAGCCACUGCAGGUUUGUAGACGUAUUCAACAGUUGGGUAUCGUCGAAUCAGAAUUCCCAACAGAAUUUUUCCACGGUCAAGUAAGACAAGAUAUGAAAGAGCUAGAAGCGCGACGAACUACAAAAAAUUUUUCGACUACUCAAAGGCCUCGCAGCUUUUAAACGGAAUGGGUGGGAAAGAUGGGGCCUGUUGUUGACCCGUUAAGUAAGAUAAACAAAAACUUUACACAAUACAUGUACAUAGGUUAGUGAAAAAAAGCAAAGAAAACACACAGACACAUGAUACGAUGAAAAAAAAAGUAUAACAGAAAGUGAAAAAGUUCCAAUAUCCGCGGUUGGGGGACAAUCACUUUUAUGAGAAACAAACAACAUAAGCCUGAUAAUUGAAACUAAAAAAACACUUAACUGAACGGGGCUGGCUUGGAAAGCACGAAAUUUGAACAAUUUUGCCAUAGUUUUGAGCAAUUUUGAACAGCAGCCUUUGUGACUGUCGUGAAACCCAAAAAGAAUUGUUGCGCAUUAACGGCACAGAAAAAUUUUGGUUUCGCUGAAGGAAAUUACAGAAAAUGUCAAUAUCGCCAAGCGGAUUUGUAAUCGCGGUGGGAGAAACAUUUUCUUUCAUUUAUUUAUCCCGAAAUCUCGUCGUUUCUCUUUCUCACUUUUGUUCCACUAUGAAUAUCAUUGUUCAGAUUUAUUUUUCAUUACAUCAUCGAAUACGAUGACGAAUAUCAUGAAAGAUUGGUGGAUCAUAUAAGCGUCAACGAUGAAACAACAGCGUCAUUUAUUUCUUUUCUUUAUACGAUGAAAACCUCCAAGAGAGACUAAUAGGAAAUGCUUCCCGCGAUUGAGAAUUCGUAAACAGACAUAAAUAGUAACAACUUCACGUCCGCUCAGAUUUGAAACAUCGAUUUCCAUAUAAAGGAAAGGUAUGAAACUUAAAGAGAAAAAAUGAAAAAACUCCAGAGUUCGCGUCCAUAGAACUUUGUGAAAUUGUCGAGAGGAGAAGAUGAAUUGUAACGAACGUCACACUAGAUUUAAAGGUAGACGAAGAAUCGUUAUCAUGGGAAUUGAUGAGCAAUGGCGGUUGUUUUAUCGAUUGUCAAAAAGAACAAUGUCUGAUGCCGUGAAAGAUAAAAAAAAGUAUAAAAACAAAAAUGGCGAUUGUGCGAGAAAUAGUGAGGAAGAAGAUCAUCACAUAACUUAUUUUUGUAUUUGUAUCACCAACGUCAGAAGAAUCGGUUGAUGUCGAUCCAGAUUGAAAGAUACAAAUCGGUCAGUCGUUGUCACGAAUGAAAUAGAGAACUGAGUGAAAAAAACACUCACGUGAUUCGAGUUCAUUUUUUAUCACGGUUGAAUUUACGAUUCACCAUUUACAAACCAAAAUAGCUCUACAAAAAAGAUUUGAAGAACGUCGUAAAUCUCGUGGAACUACGCAGUUUUAACAAUUGUGUAUUCUUAUCCCAGACAUCGUGUAAAAAAAAAGAACAACCGUAUAUUUCGAUCUCUUGAUAGAGACGGAGAGAAAGAGAAAAAAAAGCGAGAAAACAAAGAUAAUAAGUGGACGACCCACUGAUGAUGGUAUCAGCUACGAAAGCGUUAAAUAAAGAAAACUUAUUAAUUCAUGAGCCAACGAGAGAAUUUCUUAGUUCUUACGACAUUUUUUUUCUCGUUUUUUCUUUUUUGUCAAAUAAAUUUAUCAAAUUGAAAUGUAUCUACGAUACGCAAAAUUUGUUGUUUUUACAUUUAGAUUUUAACUUAGUGAUUCGGAUAUGGGCUCUGAAAACAAAGGAUUGCAGUAAGCGUUUCUGAUACCCAAAACGACGUGUUUAGGACAGUUUGUCUCGGUUAUUAAUUCCAAGGGCUUCUACAAAAGCGAGUGGCCCCCGAGAAAAUGCAUAAAUUCUAUAAAAUCAGAUUUUCUUUAUUUUUGAAUAUUCAAAUCCAUAUUUUUCAUUUUUACGCCUUAAUAUCGAUAUCAAUUUUGUUUUAUCGCGCGAGACAUACUGUGUUAUUACGACUAUUUGAAACAAACAUAUGUUCGCGUUUGCAUGAACUAUCUCGGAAGAAAUUCGAUGAUUCAAUUAUAAGCUAGACAAAGAUCGAUUAUACGUGAAGAAAAGAAAAUGAAGUAAAAGAAAAAAUAAAGAUACAACUGAAUUCAAUUGCACUAGGCAUCAAUGAAUUUUUUCCACUAUUUCUUGUUCCAAUGAUUUUUACUCCAUUAUUAUUAUUGUUGGUACAAGAAAAUUGUUCAAAUAUUUCAUGCGAACGCGCAGCCAGUUUUCAUUUCCUUAUUAUUAUUAUGAUGAUUAUUAUUAAUAAUAUUAUUAUUGCUAUUACUAUUAUCAUUAUUUUUCUAAUGUUAUUCUUCGAUUUUAAUAUUCUUAUGUAAAUACAUAAAUAUAUUCUAUAGACCGAUAGAUUAUAUAAUGUAUACAUCAUCAAUAUUGUAUUAUAUUGAUAACGAUUUGUGGUAUAUUACAAGAAAUAUAUAUAUAUAAAUAUAUAUACAUACAUAUAUUAAUGUGUGUCUCUAUAUAUAUUUAUAUAUAGGAUUAAAAAAAUACACAUAUUAUUAUUGAUUAUUGCGUAACGAUAAGAUAUUGGUUAUCAACGUUUGCCAGAAAAGCCCCAUUACAUACUAUGGAGCAAGGCGCAUUACAUGAGUUAUCACAAGAAAAACAAUACACAAAUACACAAAACUAAGCUCUUUUUCCCCUCUCUUCUCUUAUUGUUCACUCCUCCCUUCCCCCCCCCCCCUCUCCUUUCCUUGAAAAAAAGACGAUACGGCGAAAACACAAUUUUACAACAAUAAUCAUAAUUGCAUAAAAACCUGUAAUAAAAAAGAAAAAACAUGAUAGAAGAACUAGAAAUUAUUGAGCAUAUAUAGUAGUAAUAGCACUACGCAUCAAAUGCUAAUAUAUGAUGGUGAUUUGCAAUGAAUUUAUGUUCAUUAUUAUUGUUUUAUGUACAAAGACUUAAUUAAACGUUUUCAGUCCCAGCAA
Molecule: messenger RNA, 6781 nt
Organism: Venturia canescens
Lineage: Eukaryota; Metazoa; Arthropoda; Insecta; Hymenoptera; Ichneumonidae
Product: TOX high mobility group box family member 3-like
Exons: 13
Coding region: 1891-3861 (656 amino acids)
Biological process (GO): regulation of transcription by RNA polymerase II
Cellular component (GO): nucleus
Molecular function (GO): chromatin DNA binding
Source: RefSeq, a predicted model, not a curated record